AUGUGGAUAAGUGGAAGCUCAGCCAUGAUUACACCGAUUAAAAUUUCCUUUAUUUUUUCGUUCAUCGGUGUUAUUCAUUGUGAUAAAGGACUGUCGUUAGAAGAAAAAGUUAAAUCUCUUCAGGAAUGGUUGUAUAAAAAGCCAAUUAUUAAUAUGAAUAUGGACCGUUGGAAUACAUUUGUUCGUAGUUCACCGAGGAAUUAUUCCAUGGUUGUGAUGUUUACUGCGCUAUCAAUCGGUUGUGCUGUUUGCAAGCCUGCUUUUGAAGAAUUCCAUAUUGUGGCGAAUUCCUAUCGGUAUGCUUAUCCAGAGUUAAAAGCACUCUAUUUUGCUGUUGUCGAUUAUGAGGACGCUCCACAAAUAUUCUCGCAGCUAAAGCUGAUGACUGUGCCAGCCAUACUUCAUUUUCCUGCAAAAGGUGCCAAAAAGAAAAUAGAUGAGAUGGAUUUUCAAAGACAGGGACUAGGUGCUGAUAGUAUGGCAAGAUUUAUCAAAGAUAGGACCGAUAUUCAGGUAGUCUUAUUUCUUUAUAUCAUUCGCAUCUUGCAACCACCCAAUUAUGCAGCGCCUGCUGUGGUAUUAUUGUUGGCAAUGCUUGUACUUGGUUUGCUAUAUAUGCGUCGAAAUAAUCUUGAAUUCUUGUAUAAUCGUACGAGCUGGGCAUUUGUAUCAUUAUGCAUUGUUUUUGCAUUUAUGAGUGGUCAAAUGUGGAAUCACAUUCGUGGUCCACCUUUUGUUAUGACUAAUCCAAGUACUCGUGAGACGAGUUUUGUUCAUCGUUCCACACAAUAUCAGCUUGUUGCUGAAACUUACUUGGUUGCUCUUUUAUAUGGAGCUAUUUCUGCUGGCUUUAUCCUUUUAAAUGACGCGGCCGAUGGCAAGGGUGAUUCUGGCCGUCGUAGAAUAAUGGUGUACAUUGGUCUCGGAUUGGUUGUGUUCUUUUUCAGUUUAUUGCUUUCGAUAUUUCGAAGUAAAUAUCAAGGCUAUCCAUACAGUUUUUUGUUCCAUUAA
Molecule: messenger RNA, 1011 nt
Organism: Dracunculus medinensis (Guinea worm)
Lineage: Eukaryota; Metazoa; Nematoda; Chromadorea; Rhabditida; Dracunculidae
Source: the annotation of a GenBank genome assembly